Neolamprologus brichardi is the source of this 1980-nucleotide messenger RNA. It is a transcript of the gene dpys, whose product is annotated as dihydropyrimidinase. Gene Ontology annotation, molecular function: dihydropyrimidinase activity. NCBI's taxonomy places the organism in Eukaryota, Metazoa, Chordata, Actinopteri, Cichliformes, Cichlidae. Gene Ontology annotation, biological process: pyrimidine nucleobase catabolic process. Gene Ontology annotation, cellular component: cytosol; cytoplasm. The record is from RefSeq and is a predicted model, not a curated record.
CGUUACGCAGUCCUAACACUCUGAGUUGCGCGGAGCAGGAAUGGAAGAGCCCAGCGGCAUCCUGAUUAAAGGAGGCAAAGUUGUGAACGAGGACUGCUCCGUGAUCGGCGACGUCUACAUCGAAAAUGGGAAAAUAGUUGAGGUUGGACUGAAUCUUCAGAUUCCAAAAAGAGUGCGAGUCAUUGAUGCCACCGAUAAACUGGUGAUCCCCGGUGGCAUCGACACGCACACGCACAUGGAACUGGCGUUCAUGGGAACCAGAGCUGUGGACGACUUCCAUAUUGGAACCAAAGCUGCUCUGGCAGGAGGGACCACAAUGAUCCUGGACUUUGUCAUCCCCCAGAAGGGCAAGUCUCUUCUGGAGGCUCAUGACCGAUGGCGUGAGACGGCUGAUCCCAAAGUUUGCUGCGACUACUCGUUGCACGUUGCGGUCACAUGGUGGAGUGACAAGGUCAAGAAAGAGAUGGAGACUCUGGCCAGAGAGAAAGGAGUAAAUUCCUUCAAGAUGUUUAUGGCCUAUAAAGAUGUGUUUAUGCUGCAGGAUUCUGAGCUAUAUGCUGCUUUUGCUCAGUGUAAGGAGGUCGGAGCCAUAGCUCAGGUUCAUGCUGAGAAUGGAGAUUUGAUUGCAGAGGGGGCUAAGAAGAUGCUGUCCAUGGGCAUCACAGGACCAGAGGGCCAUGAACUGUGUCGGCCAGAAGAGGUGGAGGCCGAAGCCACCCAGCGAGCUAUCACCAUCGCCCAUGCUGUCAACUGCCCGCUCUAUGUGGUUCAUGUCAUGAGUAAAUCUGCCGCCAAGGUUGUGUCUAACGCACGCAGAGAUGGGCGUGUAGUGUUUGGGGAGCCAAUUGCAGCUGGUUUGGGCACUGAUGGUACCCAGUAUUGGCACAAAGACUGGGCCCAUGCUGCUGGUUUUGUCAUGGGUCCUCCGCUUCGACCUGACCCCAGCACACCUGGGUACCUUAUGGACCUACUAGCUAAUGAUGACUUAAGUGUGACAGGGACGGACAACUGCACCUUCUCUGUGUGCCAGAAAGCCCUGGGCAAGGACGACUUCACCAAGAUCCCUAACGGUGUGAACGGUGUCGAGGACAGAAUGUCUGUCAUCUGGGAAAAAGGAGUGCAUAGUGGCAAAAUGGACGAGAACCGAUUUGUGGCUGUCACCAGCAGCAACGCAGCAAAAAUCUUCAACUUCUACCCGCAGAAAGGCCGAAUCGCCAAGAACUCGGAUGCUGAUGUGGUUAUAUGGGACCCAAGGAUGACCAGGAAAAUAUCAGCCAAGACUCAUCACCAGGCUGUGGACUACAACAUCUUUGAGGGUAUGGAGUGUCAUGGGGUACCUGUCAUUACCAUCUCCAGAGGCAAAGUGGUGUAUGAGGAUGGGCAGCUGAAGGUGUCACCAGGACAUGGCCAGUUCAUCCACAGAAAACCGUUUUCUGAGUUUGUUUACAAACGAAUCAAGCAGCGGGAGCAGGUGAGGAAACCUACAGCUGUGACCAGAAAGCCAUAUGAAGGCAAAGUCAUUUCUGUCUGAACAUAUACCUGGGAACUUAAAGGGCACCUUAAAUCUCCAACAGUACAACCCAGAAGCUACCCAUUGCACAAACAACAAGUGUUUUCUCAAAGACGACCUUCAUUGGAGUAGCUUUUUGCAUUUCAAGCAUAUGAGGGUUAUAACAUGUUGAAUUUCUGCCUGAGUCAAUGCUCCGCUGGAAGAGGAAACUGAGUCACAUACAGCUGUAUCUGCAGCCAGCUCUGUUCAGUACACAGCUCACAAAAACCAACUCUGCUGCUGCAAACUAUACAUUUGUUACUAACACCAUUAUGUAAUAACGCAACUCACCAUAAGAAAUGCAAAUCAGGUUUAUGCAUGAGUUCCUGGUUAGUAAAUGAAAAGUCUCUAAAUAGAAAAACCCAAUUUCACUGUAUAUUGUGUUCUGUGCUCUAAAACAAUAGUAAAUCAACAUUUAUAGUUGUGUGUAA